Molecule: messenger RNA, 264 nt
Organism: Echinostoma caproni
Lineage: Eukaryota; Metazoa; Platyhelminthes; Trematoda; Plagiorchiida; Echinostomatidae
Source: the annotation of a GenBank genome assembly
UUGCAUGAUAUGAUUCUCCGUGAUCGAAACGAACGUGAUACCGUAAACCAGUUAGAAUGUGAGCAUGCUUUUCUUUUUCAACCAGAUCCCGAACACCAGGUGAUUGCCACGUACGUUCUACGCUUUGAGCACAGAUCCCCGCGCAGUGAGGCUAGCCCAAGUGGCGCCGAUCCGGCGCGAUCUGAUCGUGUCAUCAGUUCCGAGCAAGUUCAUGUGCUCCGUGUAUACUCGACCAGUCUUUAUUCAGACACAGUCCCUUCCUGA